GGGGGCUUGUUCCAUUGUUUUGCAGAGUUCGUAAUGCAACCUGUAGCUAGGAUGUGUCUCUUUCCUUGUGAGAGAGAAGAUGAGGUGUGUAAAACGUUCUUUGUUUAUGUGACAUUGGAAGGACUGAAAUAAACCCUGGAUCUCUCAGCUGGUUUUAUGAAAGGAGAAGCUAUAGUUUCCUUGUGCCACCAGCUGAACUCACUUCAUGUCUGUAGGCUGUUCAGAGUGCCAGACUGAUGUGGGGCAUUUCUACCAAUCUCCUGUCCAAAUUGUAAAUAGGAACUGUGCUGUAUUACGUUCAUGUUUGUUUGGGUUUUACUUGUGCUUGAAAGGCAAAAUAACGUAGAACAGGCAUUAUUCUAAAAGUAAAGUGUAAGAAAAAGAUGUGUCUUAGUUGAUAAAAUAUAUUGAAGGAAUAAAAAACAAAACAAAAAUUCCCUGCAUUCUGAGUCUAACCUUCAUAGAUGAGAAGUAAAAACAGCUACAGAGGGAGAAAGAAACAGCAUCCUCCGUCUAAAUUUUACUUCAUUUGCUACCAAAACACCAACUUUGUUUAAAAAGCCUCUAAAAGGAAAUUCCAUCUGUUGCUGAACGAUAUAGGUAUCAAUAACUGCCCUUUCCAGGCUAGGAGCCCCUGCCGAAAUGGCGCUGAAAUCCGCUUUGCAAACCCUGCGUGAAACCUCCGAACUGCCAUAUUGCUGGUUGCUGACACUGUGGCUGCAGUUUACCCACGAGAUACCAACCAAACACUAGUAUUUGAAGAACGACUUGGAUAGGCACAGUUCCUCACCAAGCAUGCAUUUCAAAGCUGGAUUAGAACUGACUGAAUUGCAGAAUAUGACUGUCCCUGAAGAUGAUAACAUCAGCAAUGAUUCAAAUGAUUUCACAGAGGUGGAAAAUGGACAGAUAAAUAGCAAGUUUAUUUCGGAUCGAGAAAGCAGAAGAAGUCUCACAAACAGCCACCUUGAGAAGAAGAAAUGCGAUGAAUAUAUCCCAGGAACUACUUCACUGGGAAUGUCCGUCUUCAACCUUAGCAAUGCAAUUAUGGGCAGUGGGAUUUUGGGUCUUGCUUUUGCCUUGGCCAACACAGGAAUUCUCCUUUUUCUGCUGCUUUUGGUUUCGGUCACACUGCUGUCUAUUUAUUCAAUUCAUCUCCUGCUGGUGUGUUCAAAGGAAACAGGCUGCAUGGUGUAUGAAAAGCUUGGUGAGCAGAUCUUUGGUACCCCAGGGAAAAUGAUUGUCUUUGGCUCUACAUCUCUUCAGAAUGUUGGAGCAAUGUUGAGCUAUCUCUUCAUAGUCAAAAAUGAGCUACCUUCUGCCAUAAAAUUUCUAAUGGGAAAAGAAGAAACCUUUUUGGAAUGGUACGUGGAUGGACGAAUUCUUGUUGUCACAGUCACAUUUUGUAUAAUCCUCCCUUUAUGUCUCCUGAAGAACUUAGGAUACCUUGGCUAUACGAGUGGAUUUUCAUUAAGCUGCAUGGUAUUUUUCCUGGUAGUGGUUAUUUACAAGAAGUUUCAAAUUCCCUGUGAUGGACAAGGGCUAAAUGCAACAUUAUCUAUCCUAUCAAAUAGCUCAGAACAUACGUGUAAGCCAAAGUAUGUUAUCUUUAAUUCCAAGACCGUGUACGCUUUGCCUACCAUUGCUUUUGCAUUUGUGUGCCACCCAUCAGUCCUCCCGAUUUACAGUGAACUUAAAGACCGUUCACAGAAAAAAAUGCAGUUGGUUUCAAAUAUCUCAUUUUUUGCCAUGUUUCUGAUGUACUUUAUGACUGCCAUAUUUGGCUAUUUGACUUUCUACGACAAUGUGCAGUCAGAUCUGCUUCACAAAUACCAGAGCAAAGAUGACAUCCUCAUCCUGACCGUGCGCUUGGCUGUGAUUAUGGCAGUGAUACUCACUGUGCCAGUGCUGUUUUUCACUGUGCGUUCAUCAUUAUUCGAGAUGGCCAGAAAAACAAAAUUUGACUUAUGCCGUCACGUUUUGGUUACUUUUGUUCUUUUGGUUAUCAUCAACCUGUUAGUCAUUUUUAUCCCAUCCAUGAAGGAUAUUUUUGGAGUUGUAGGGGUCACUUCUGCCAAUAUGCUGAUUUUCAUUCUUCCUUCAUCGUUGUAUUUAAAAAUUACACAGGAGGAUGGAUCAAAGUUGACUCAGAGGAUUUGGGCUUCUCUUUUCUUGGCACUGGGGGUAUUGUUUUCCCUAGUGAGCAUUCCCUUGGUCAUCUAUGACUGGGUACAAUCAGGAGGCAGUGGCGAAGGCCACUGAAGUUCACCUUCUUCUCAAAAGAAGAUACCCCUGUUUGCUACACACCAAAAUCGCAACCAUCCGUUCUGUUGUCUAUUCCACCUUUUGUGAGUUUACUCAAAUCAAAUCCAAAUAAUGAUUAUCCAGUACUGAAAAUACUGUCAUGGGAGUAUUUUCUUGCAGAAAACAGACCCAUUCUUCCAACAGGCAUAUCACUCUCUGAUCAGCAAAAAGUCUAUGUUAAUUGUCCAUGAGAUUAUAAAAAGCAUCGCUCAUAGAAAUUCAUCACAAUUAGUUUCCCCUCUUCCACCCAUGAAUUGCAUUGUUCCAUUAUUAUCCUUAGCCCUCCAGCCACAAGCUCUGCUCCUUUAGGGCAGCAGCACCUGUUGCUAUAAAUUCCAAUUAAAGUGUUAUCUGUUCACAUCCCUCCCCCCUCUUUUUAGCCAAAACUCUGCUCUCUAAUUGUAUGCAUCUGGUUUGUUGGUUUGUUUGUUUGUUCUAUUGCUGUUUCAGGCACCAUUUGACUCACUGGGUUAAGUGUAGCAUUCUGGAUAAAGGCAUGAAAAGCACCAGGAGAGCAUAGCUGAGUGCUGUGUAAGCGUAGGUCCUAAAUCUGGUGCUUCUCUCUGAUGUUUUGGGGAGUGAACUAGCCCCAGGGCUUGGCCUAUUCAUGGCUUUGGGGAACAGACUGUGUGUGUGUCUGCGUGUGUGUCUUUGUUAUGUGGAGCAGGGAGCAGGAGAAAGAUAGUCACCACCACCAGCCACUAUUCCUCUGGCACACUUGAGUUGGAGGUUGACUGGAACUUGACCCCCAACCAUGAAUUCUUGAGUCUGAAGAGAAGCAGACAUUUGGAGAUUUCCAUAAGAAGUCUGCAUUUUCUUCAGCAUUAGACUGUUUAGUAAAUGCCUCAUUGCUCUCCGAAAAAAAUACCAAGCUCCAGUUUUAUCAAAACCUACGCAUUUAAUCAUACCUCAUGCCUUUUCCAUACCUUGUAGGGACUGGCUCCUCUCUUGUGUCUUACCCUCCUCCCACUGAAGUCAGUGGAGUCUUUGACUGCAGUGGGAGCAGGAUUUGACUCACUCUGCCAAACUACUAGAUUUUUAAUGGAAAUUGAAAUCUGCAACAUUUCUUUAAAUGAACAGAAAUAUUUUUUAUAUUUCAAAGGUUUCAUUUACAUUUUUCAUUAGUUCUCCAUAACAAUUAGAAGAUAUUCAGUUUCUAAUAGCAAAAGCACUGUAACUUGUGACAAUUGUCCACAGAAUAAGCAUUUGCCUAAUGCCUUAUAGCUGGUGUAGAGAACCACUUGUAGAGACUCAAAAGCUAAGCAGGUGAUCACUCACCAUCCUGAGCAGAUACCUUCUAUUAGUACACUGCCAGCAGCGUAAACGUGUUCACUUUGUGUUAGCUAAAAAGUGUCUCAGAAUAUGAACAUGGCUCCCACAGAAAGAACUGAUGGCUAAAGGAAGCCCCACUUCAUGCCAAAGGGCUAUGAUGCCCUUGGUAUGCUCGAGCCAUAUCUCAGUUUGCAGUGACCCUCUCGUUCUCAGUAGCUGGUUAAUUGAAAACUCCCUUUGUAACUGUGGAAGCAGACUGUCAUCAGCUGUGAGGAACCUGUCAUUGCAACUUGCUCUUUUUAAAGUUAGGGACAGAGUAUUUGGGUAUUCAAUAUUGUGAGCUACUGAACUGCCUCAGUUGCCAUUGCCUUGUCCUACAUGGCUUUAAGCCACUGAGAGUUGAGACCACAGAACAUAUCUCAGGACCCUGAAAGUUGGUUUCUAAAGAUAACAUCCAGAGAGGUUAGUCUGGGGCCUUCCUAGGAAUUUGGGCAUUGAAGAUGCUGAUGGUUCAUUACGCAGAAACUAAGCCUACUAAGCCCAGACUUCCAGAUCUGUACCUUAGCAUAGGCAGUGAGGUGCUUGCCUCUGAUAAUACUUCAGUGUGAUCCAGAAAUAAGGCACAGUGGAUUCCACAGGCUGCCCUAGUACCUGGAGUAGCACAGUAGCAAGAACAAAACUGGAAGCCUUCUCCCAGCAAGGUCUCUGGUGCUUCAUCCUUCUCCCGAGCACCCCCUAGCCCAGCCUUUAACAUACAAACUGCUGAGCUACCUGGGACCCCUGCCCUAAGGUCCCUUGUACUUUUCUGUGGCUGGUCUCAGACCUUUGCCUGUGAUGGUGCAGGUCACCAGUUCUCUCUGUGCUGUCCCCUUAUGGUACUGAUCCCUGCCCUUAUUCACAGAGAAGUCCAUACCACAGCCUUCAAGACUAGGUGUUAGGCAAGCUCUGGGGAGCCUGUGCUUUGUUCUUAUCUUUUUGCACCUCAUUCCAGGCAUCUUCUCAGCUUGGGAUGUAAAUUUGUGGUUUUCCUUUUGCAGGCCACUGCAGCAGAAGCCCAGCAUCUUACUCCAUUCUCUGACUCAGAUUGCUGAGGUUGCAUUUCAAGUUUUGAGGUCCCUUAUAAUCUCUCUGGAUCUUAUCCUAAAAACCUAACUCCAACCUGAGAAUGCUGUACAGUGUUAUCCUCAAGAUGCUAUCGGGCUCUCCUGCUUUCCUCCCCCUUUAUCUUUCUUCUACUACUGAUUAAUGAGCAGCACAGCUCUGUGCACUGGGGGGUUGUGAGAGACGAGAUUCUGGGAAUGAUUUUCAAGUAUCCAGGUAUGAGCUACAGGUCUGAUCUGCUGCACAGGGUUCCAGCAAGGUCACAUAUGUGACAUCCUCCUCCUUCUUUCUCCCCGCAAAUAGUCUGUAGUCUGCUGUUUGAAAUAUGAACCAUUGAACUUUGGCACCCUACUUCCUUCGACUUGAAGGGCUGUUGGGUCACUGUUUGUUCAUCUUCCUAAAUCUCCUCCAUCACUAUUACUCUCUCUCUCCUCUUGCUAUUCUGCCUUCUCCUUUUCCCCGGUUUAUUUGUAUACUGGAAUUUUACUGAAUAAAUAGGGAGAACUAGCUGAGUGUGCAUAGGAGUGAAAUUACCCAAGGUACUGAACCACCAAAGCAUGUCUUAUAUGAAAAGAAAUAGAUACCCAAAAUAUUAAGUCUUUAAACAGACUCUGUUUCUGGGUCUCUUAAAAAAGAAAAAAAGAGAAAAAAAAAAAAAAAAAAAGAGGGAAUUUUGCUUAGACUGAUUUACUGGCAUCAUAUUUAUAGAUAUUUAUGGAAAGGAGUCAUGUGUUUAUUGAUGUCUGUGGUAAUGAACGUGAAAUAACGUGCUUUUUGUUUUCUCAUCAGGUUUAUACAUUCUUAACAGAAUGCAAUAGACCCUGCUGUAACUGUCAACAUCAGUGAUGGAUGACAAUAUUUGUAUGAGGUUAUCUGUAAAAUGUACUGCUGUUAUUCAGUUCAUUUGGAGUAGUGAACCUGUAGCCACAAUUGUACAAGUCCUACAUAUUAGUUAGGAUUUUAAGAGCACAGUGAAAUGCUGUAGAAAUUUCUCUGUUGUAAAAUUAAUAGGAUCCAGAAUACCAUAUCUAUUUAGUAGGUGAUAGCAUGCUUUCUUUUCAUAGAGAGUUUAUCACAAUUGUGAGCACUGCAAGUGUCAUCAACUGGAUGCAAAAUUGCUCCUAAUAAUUGCAACAAAAAACUUUAAAAUUCUCAUGUGUGUAGUAACAACAGUCGAGUGGUGAGGGACAAGGAAGGAUUAAUUAGAAGCAGGGAUUAAUAAUAAGAUUGUAAGAGUUAAUCCUACACUUAAAAGACAACCUUGCUGCCUCUCCUAGUCCACAGCACAUUGCAAAGAAAAUAGUUAUGGGCUUAAAGCAACCAUAAUACAGCUGCCCUUCUCUGUCCAAUGGAAAACAUGCCUAGGUAGUAGAACACAAUCAAUUGUUAUUUGGGAACAGUAUCUCGGGGCAAUGACCUCUCUGGAUGAUGCUUGCUCCUGGUCAGAGGGCCAAUGCCAAAUCUGUGCACCAGCACAGACCUUUUGUAGAGCUGACACUGACCAAGCUGUGCCUGGCACAUAUGCAAGCCUAGGGCACAAGAGCUGGUGUCAUCCUGCGAGGUCAGGGAUGGGGAUGUUCAUCCUCUCCGAGGACUGCUGUUCUGAGCCACAUAUGAACCCAAAGCCUGUGCUCCACCUGUAAUAGGUCACACAUGCAAGUGUGGGUUGGAUGAUGUGUGGGUUUUGUCUGUAUAUCUGCCUUACAAUGCAUAAGCGCAACACAGCUCUCUGAUAUUGAGUAUUAAACAGUAACAAUUAAUGGUAUGUCUAGCUUAUCUUUAAAUUUAUACAUUUCUUUGCUUGAACCUUACAUUAAGGCUAAAGAGCACCUUGGUCAAAACAAAACUUUUCAUGUGGUGGUGUCCCACCUCCAGUCCUACCGCCCCACCCCAGUGCCUGUAGGAGAAAGGCACCACAGAAUGUACUCUGCUCCAUCAGCAGCUCCAUGAGAUGGCUUUAUCAGCUGGCGCCACGGUGCUUUCAUAAACAAAUCCCCAGAGCCCUUGGCGUCAGAAAAUCAUUAUUUCCUAUAACGUACAGCAAAGAAUGUUUUAUUUGUAUCUAAUGUAAGGAUUUCUGUAACAAACUGUGAAGAAAAAAAAAGAUAACUAAUUAAUAAAAGGUACAGGGCUGGAAAGUCUAGAAUUCACAAAUUGUACACAUACCUAUGUUUCUGAAGACAAAUCUAUGCAGUUGUGUUGUAUUGUAGGAAAUUUCAUUUUUAUGUACAUAUAUAUUGUAAAUAAAUAGGAUGCUGUAUAUUUUUGCAGUUGUUUAUCCCCUAUGAAUAGAAGUGUCGAGAUGGGCUCUGCAUAUUAACAAUAAUUUUAAUAGAAAUACAAAUACUUUAGCUUCUUAGCAAAAUGUAUAUCCUUUUCUUUCUCCCAAGAGUUCACAAGUUAAAUCCUAAACUUGAAAUUAUAAUUACAUCCCUAAACUAAAAAGAUAAAUAAAAGGUCCAGUUAAAUUGCUAGGAUUAAUUCCAGUGCAUGAGUCCCUGUUUUCUCACCAGCAAGUUUGCCAGUCUUCCUGUUGGGUAAAAUACCUCCCUUGUUAAAGGGCCCCUUUGGUACCCAGAUACUGCUUACCUCCUCAGCUGGGGUCAGUUGGUAGUAGAGUGCUGAAAAGGCUUUAUAGAAGAAACCAUGGCAAACUGCAGCCAGCAAUUUAACUUAGCAUUAUGCCAUGUUGUAUCCAGGCAUGUAUUUACCCAAUUAGUGCUAACAAAAGUCAGGGCAGAGCUUCUGCAUUUCCAUUUUCAGCCAUCAGAAAUGCCAGUAAUUCAGAAAAAAAGUAUGACAAGCUAGGGAUCGGCAGCAAGCAGAGCAAUUGGUGCAGUUUCCAGCCCCCUCCAUUCCUGCAGAGUUCUGUAGUUGCUCUGCCUCGGACCCUGCUGCUCUCAUGCAACCAAAACGCUGGACCUGAGGCUUCCAAGAGCUUCCCUGGCCAGGGACUGCUUGCAUAUCCCACCCUGUGAACAGGCGGCGGUCGUUGGAUAGCUGCGUGUUCAGGGCUGAGGGAAGGGAGGGCUGGGUAUGUCCUGAGAGUGCAUUCAUCAGAGGCCUUGCAUAGACUUUCUCACUAGUAAAGCAUGGAAAUGUUUUUUCAGGACUGCUGAAAAAUGGAGGUUAAGAAAUGCAUCUAAAAAUAAUUGUGUUUUUUUCCAUGUUUACUUUAUGGGCUUGGAUGAAAAUGAAACUUGAAAUAACAUUUGCUUUUAUCGUGAGCACAAAUUUGAGGGAAAAAAAACUAUAUGCAGUCAGUUCUACAGAGCUUUGCAAAUUAAUACCAGUGUAUGUUUUGUUUUCAAUGUUAUAGCCAAUAAAAUAUAAACUGUAAAGAUAUUUUUCCACUAGACUUGAACUUUACAUUGUUUAUAGAAACCUGUUUUUAGUGUCCCAACAUAUGCUAAGGCUCACACAGAUCCAGUAUAAACAAUGUUGCUUGAAUGAUGUAUGCUUGACACAAGCUCAUCUCUAAUAGAUUUUUGAAGUGAGUCAUCAGUAAUACUUUGCUCCUGUUAACAUCACCUGUUAACUUUGUGCUGCUCAUACCUAAAUAAACAACACAGUUUUUCAUGUGUAAAUAAAAUGUAUCAAGUUCUAUGAUCUCUCUGUUACCUCUUAGUUUUCAAACAUUAAAAUUGUGAUCUAAAUUAA
Molecule: messenger RNA, 8334 nt
Organism: Sturnus vulgaris (Common starling)
Lineage: Eukaryota; Metazoa; Chordata; Aves; Passeriformes; Sturnidae
Source: RefSeq, a predicted model, not a curated record